Candidula unifasciata is the source of this 1392-nucleotide messenger RNA. Lineage: Eukaryota; Metazoa; Mollusca; Gastropoda; Stylommatophora; Geomitridae. The record is from the annotation of a GenBank genome assembly.
AUGGAAGAGGAAAUGGUCAGUAUGGAGGUUAAGGAGGAGUUGAACGAAGGAGAGGAUGAUAACGCAGAGAUGCAAGGGGAAGAUGCUGAUUGUGAGGCUACUGGUGAUGCAGAUGAGACUGCAAAAACUGAGGAAGAGCACGAACAAGAACACAGAGAGGCCCAGGCAGUCACACGCUAUUCACCCCAUCCUGUUCCAGAAUGGCCAUUGGAACAGAUGAGAGAACGCUGGAUGUGGCAUAUGAGGAUAUUUCCUAUUGAUCAAGAGGAUGCCAGGAAUUGUAUCCUGGAUGCAGCCACAAAGAUCUCACAGGAAGCCUGGUAUUAUGUUCCAAAGCGCAAAAAUGGCCAGGGACUUGCUGAGCUGUGCAUGGUCUCAACCAAUGAAGCCCAUGCUGUUAUGUCCCGAGUGGUACGCAUGCCGUUCUACCAUCAGUACGUCACCAUUGAAAUUAACCGUCGCGGUCAGGAAGAUCCACUAGUGGUAGAUUCACCAUACACAAAGAUUGAGGAGACAGCGACCAUUGUGUUGGAUUCAACCAAAUGUGAAAGGGUUAAAAACACAGCCACUUCCAGGGGAGGCCUGAAACGGCGAAGACUCUGGGUACGAUAUUUGUCAGAAAUCACAAGCCCAGAGAUCCUUCGUGUUCUCUUUCCGCUCUCACAAAGCACUGAAGUACAAACGCAUGACAAUUUGCGGAUUGGGUUAGUAGAGGCCCACUCAAAAACGGAUGUGCUCAUCUUCAGGAAGGCUUAUGUCACAAUUGUCAUCAAUGGUACUCAUGUGUUGGCACUGCAGAAUAAGGAACCUGUGGAAAAUGAGCAGAGUUCAAAAGCAGAACUGGAGAAAACGAUGAAACCUCUUGAAGAGCUGGAGGAGGCUCCAAUAUUGGUUGCUGACAGGUCAGACCUGCGUAAAAAUGAAAAGAACCAAGCCUCCCGCUCGCUGAAGCGCACGUUGACCCAGCAGCAACAGAUUAUCAACGCCAGACGAAACCAGCAUGUCGGCGGUGGUGGUGGUGGUGGCAAACGUGGUCACGGGGAACCACCAGCUAAAAGGAGUGCGCCUGGUGGCUGGAGAGGAGGCAACCGUUAUGGUGGUGGCUAUGGAUAUGGAGGAUACGCUGGCCGCGGAGGUCAUGGUGGUGGGUAUGGAGGUCAUUUCUCUGCAGAAGAUAUGGCUGCAGAAAUGAUGAUGAUGCAGGCUCAGCUGAACCGCACCAUACAGAACCAGCUGAUGAUGAUCGACCCUGGCAGCAGGGGAUAUGGCGGCGGACAUGGGCAUUAUGGUGGUGGUGGAGGCGGCGGUGGUGGAGGAGGCGGUCGCCGUGGAGGACGAGGUGGUGGCGGAGGAGGAGGAGGCGGUGGACGCAAGGGCUAUGGAGGAUGGUAA